Molecule: messenger RNA, 315 nt
Organism: Mesorhabditis spiculigera
Lineage: Eukaryota; Metazoa; Nematoda; Chromadorea; Rhabditida; Rhabditidae
Source: the annotation of a GenBank genome assembly
AUGGAAGAAGUCAUCCGAGUCUCUGGGCUUACUGUGCAUCCCAGCGAACUAGAACGGGUAGUACGGUCGAUAGAUGGAGUAUUGGACGGUGUGGUUGUCGGUGUGGCACAUGAGACGAAGGGAGAGGCUCCACACGCCCUCGUCGUAAAAGGAAAGCAAGGGAUCACCGAUUGCAAGAUCAUGGCCCUCGUUAAUGGCCAAGUCCCGCGCCAUAAACAGCUCGACGGUGUGACCUUCAUCCGGGUGAUCCCCAGGUCGUUGGACGGAGAGGUGUCGAGGAGCUUGUUGAAAGAAUUAAAUUAUUUAAAAAAAAAU